Messenger RNA from Lottia gigantea (owl limpet), 417 nucleotides. RefSeq lists its product as hypothetical. The record is from RefSeq and is a predicted model, not a curated record. The transcript has 4 exons. Bases 1 to 417 code for a protein of 138 amino acids. Lineage: Eukaryota; Metazoa; Mollusca; Gastropoda; Lottiidae.
AUGUGGAUUCCAAGAGAUAGCUGUGAAGACAAUAAACGAUUCAAGUGCAAAAGAGGAUAUGUAUCACAAGUUCAACACCUUGUAAAACGGAGUCUGGAUUUUGGAACCAGCUUGUCAAGUUAUAACUGUUCUGUUGGCUACACUAAGAAUGGUGUGACGGGUAUUCUGAGGUGUGGUGAAAAUGAUAUGUGGAUAGAACAAGAAGCUUGUCAAGCUGUAGAGUGUCCACAAGGUUUGAAUAUCACUAACUCUGAUGAUGUAACAGAAUCAAGAAUAUUUGGUGAUAAUUUUAGUUUUAACUGUUCUCUUGGUCUGACGGGUACUCUGACGUGUGGUGAAAAUGGUAAAUGGAAAGUAGAGAGAGAUUGUCCAGAGGUCACCACGGGAAUAAAUGUAAAGAUGAACCACGAUGUGUGA